Messenger RNA from Phymastichus coffea, 1507 nucleotides. RefSeq names its product E3 ubiquitin-protein ligase RING1 (gene Sce). Gene Ontology annotation, molecular function: chromatin binding; ubiquitin protein ligase activity. The record is from RefSeq and is a predicted model, not a curated record. Gene Ontology annotation, cellular component: ubiquitin ligase complex; PcG protein complex. NCBI's taxonomy places the organism in Eukaryota, Metazoa, Arthropoda, Insecta, Hymenoptera, Eulophidae. The transcript is spliced from 4 exons. Bases 15 to 1196 code for a protein of 393 amino acids.
GGCAGUCCAUCAACAUGGCGUCGACUGAGCAGGUUGGACCAAAUAAAACAUGGGAAUUAUCGUUGUACGAGAUGCAUCGUACACCCCAGGAGGCGAUAACUGACAACACAGAAAUCGCCGUAAGCCCCAGAAGUUUACACAGCGAGCUCAUGUGUCCUAUUUGCUUGGACAUGCUCAAGAAAACGAUGACCACGAAGGAGUGCCUUCACCGCUUCUGUUCCGAUUGUAUCAUUACUGCACUUAGAAGUGGUAAUAAGGAAUGUCCAACGUGCAGAAAGAAAUUAGUGUCAAAACGUUCCUUAAGACCAGAUCCAAAUUUUGACUUGCUGAUCUCUAAAAUUUAUCCUAGUAGAGAUGAAUAUGAGGCUCACCAGGAACGUGUUUUGGCAAAAUUGAACAAUUCCCAUUCUCAAGCAGCUCUUGUCAAUUCAAUCACAGAAGGGAUCAAGCUUCAAAGUCAAAAUAGGCCGCAGCGUUCAAGAAAGAAUGCCAAUGAACCUGAAAAUCCUAAUAAUUCAGUAUCGUACAAUAAUACACCAAAUGUCAGUGCCCCAACUACUCCAAAUCCAGUAGUUUCUGCAGCAAAUCAAAGUGACUCCUCCCAAAGUGCAAUUGGACAGUCCAGUAAUGGUGCGACAAACGGUGUACCACAGCCUUCAAUUAGUCCAGCAGCUUCUGCUGCAACAUCAAGAAACUCGACAACUCCAUCACCAGUACCAUCAAAUCCAAAACCAUCUAAGAGACAUAAAAGUUUACAAAACUCUGAAAAUGAUUCGUCUAGUGCAGAGGCUGAAACAGGUGGCAAUGAUUCUAUGGUUGAUACAGAGGGAGAAGGUUCUAGCGAACCUUUAAUGUUAAACGAGAUAGAAUUAGUUUUCAAACCUCAUCCUACAGAAAUGGCUGGAGAUAAUUCUCUAAUUAAGGCUCUUAAAGAAAAUAGUAUUAGAUAUAUUAAGACAACAGCAAACUGUACAGUGGACCAUUUGAGUAAAUAUUUGGCAAUGAGACUGACGCUGGACUUGGACACAGAAUUACUAUCCGAGUCUGACAGGCUACUAAACUUUUGCAUUUAUAUUGCUCCAACGCCUGGUCAACUCGUUGUUUUAAGCGGCUCACAGACGCUUCGUCAAGUGAAUGACAAAUUUUGGAGAGUGAAUCGGCCCUUAGAGAUGUACUAUUCGUGGAAAAAGACUUAGGGAAAAGCUUGAGUAUUUCAAGCUAAUGAUUAAAAACAUUUUGCAAAAAUUACGACUGUCAAAGUCCUGGCACAACAAAAGAGGGCCUUAAAAAGUAAAAAAUAACACUUGAUUGAUUUUGUAAUAGUCGUACUGUAAUUAAGUUUAUGUGACAAACUUAUUUUGAUUCAAUUAUUAUCUUUGUUGGUUCCUGAUUUGUUUACUUAGUUUUGAAAGUAUUAAAAUGAUAUUUAAGAAUAAUUUGCAACAUAAAAAUUAUGUUUGUGUAUUUAUUUUUUUUUUUUGUUUAUGAGUAUUAGUGAAUUAAAACU